Messenger RNA from Neospora caninum, 801 nucleotides. RefSeq lists its product as hypothetical. The coding region runs from base 1 to 801 and encodes 266 amino acids. The transcript has a single exon. NCBI's taxonomy places the organism in Eukaryota, Apicomplexa, Conoidasida, Eucoccidiorida, Sarcocystidae. The record is from RefSeq and is a predicted model, not a curated record.
AUGUCUUCCCGGAGUAGGACGAUCCCAGAAUGCACUGUCGAUAUGCUCUGGGAGUCUCGGCAGCAGUCUGUUUCUGCCUCGCGGUCAAAAACUUCCGAAUGUGGCACUGCGCGUCAUGCCCAGUGCUCGGAAUCCUUAGCUUCGCUGGAUGCGAGAGUCGGGGUACAGCCGGAAGAAACGGAAAUCCGUGUGGACACGGACCCAUCACCAGGGUUAAGUGGAGCUCCCGGCGAGUACGCUUGUUUCUGUCCCUCAGCUGUUACGGACUUUAGUCACUCUUGCUGGCCCAGCGCUGCAGCGGACACCUGUGCCAGCUCUGUACGUUGGUACAAACAUCUGCUUCUGGUGCGUGUCCAAGCGACGAAGGCAUUCCAUGGUGGAGGUGCAGUGAUUGCUGGCAGUUUGGUAAACUUUCAUGUGGGUCAUCGACGGACAACACCUGAAGCCGCAAACGUUCAGUGUAUUGUUACUCCGCAGAGCUGGAAUCACAUACGGAAAUCAGCGGAGGAUCGUUCAAGGAUGGCAUCCGGCGGGGGGCGAGACAAAGAAAUGGUGCCAAACAAGCAGACGCAAUCGGUCAUGGACGAGACUCCCCCCCAACUUGCAAACGGAAUUGCUGGUCAGGAAAAGAUAAUCCAUAAGUCAAAAGAACCGGUGAUCUUAGCCCUUCUAAAACCACGAGUGCUGCGAGUGCAGCAAGAAGACGCUGGGUGGGGCAGCGUAGGUGGAUCCGGAUGGGCCGCGGUGAAGAGGGGAAGGCGUUGGCUGUUGCUUCAUGCCGGCGUUGUGCCUGUGAAGUGA